Messenger RNA from Apis mellifera (honey bee), 2264 nucleotides. Its product is annotated as nose resistant to fluoxetine protein 6. The transcript is spliced from 12 exons. NCBI's taxonomy places the organism in Eukaryota, Metazoa, Arthropoda, Insecta, Hymenoptera, Apidae. The record is from RefSeq and is a predicted model, not a curated record. Gene Ontology annotation, molecular function: acyltransferase activity, transferring groups other than amino-acyl groups. The coding region runs from base 1 to 2238 and encodes 745 amino acids.
AUGGGAAUAUUCGUGAGAAUAUGGACGAUAGUUUUUCUGGUGAAACUGUCGUACGCCGGAAAAUCGGUGGACGUGUUGACAUCUAACAAUUUGAACACCCUGGAAGAGGAGGAAAUUCUUCUGGUACUGUCCCGAAAUAAAACCAUAUCCGCGAACAAUUUCACGCUGAUCGAGCUGAUCGAGAACCAAAGGAAUCACACGAUCGAGACGAGCAAGGACACGUUGCGGACGGAAAAGCUGGACGAUCCACACACUAAUUCUUUCUACAAUGAUUUCUCCGAGGAAAUCGAUCGGGAAGCAAAGAGAUUGUUACAAAUCCUUCCAGCUUACAAUCCCGGUGUUGGACGAGUGAGCCCUCAAUGCAAAAGGCAUUCCGAAAUUUUUCAUAGGGAACUCGCCAAAUUCACUUUAUGGGCUCUUAAAAUGUACGAUGCAACGGCAAAAAUACCAUCCGGACUCCUGAACGGAAAUAUCAAUCAGUUUGGCGACUUCGACGAAUGUAUCGGAAUACAGGGAAGCGAAGGAAUUCAAGGACAAUAUUGUUUGGCGUAUCUCCACUUGAAAAUCGACGAAUCACGAAUAGAUUUGAAGCAUCUUCAUCGGUUGGUGCAUUCGCAUUACGCUUUCAAAAGCAAUAUUACCGAUGCUGGACAUCGACUACCUCGAUAUAGUAUAGUAAAUUGGGCAGUUUGUACACCAGCAUCGUGUAAUUUUAAAGAUGUUGAAACAUCUCUUCAUGAUAUUCUUACACGAUAUACUUCUCAAACUGGUCUAAAGAUUACAGUAAAAGUGAAUAAAGAAAUGUGUCAAGUAAAAAGAAAAUCUAUACCAAAUGAAACUAUGUUUGUUAGUUUAUUUUUCAUGGCUAUAUUUGCAUUAACAAUCAUAGCAGCAUGUUAUGAUCAUUAUAAAAUACCAACAAGUGAACUACUUUUAUCAUUUUCUUUGAAACGAAACUUUAAAAAGCUUAUAUCACUAGAACGAGGACAAAAUGAUAUAGCUACACUUCAUGGUGUAAGAGCUAUAAAUGCUAUGAUGUUGGUUUUAGCGCAUAAAAGCAUGGCUCUUUUUUUUAAUCCUUAUUCAAAUAGAACAGAAAUGAGCGAAUAUCUUGGUAAACCAUGGACUGUCAUAGGAAGAGCUGCUAGUCUUUAUACGGAUCCAUUUAUAAUGCUUUCUGGUCUAUUAACGUCAUAUUCUUUUAUUGAAAAAUUAAAAAAAAAUGGCAAUUUAAAUAUUAAAGAUGAAUAUUUGUCUCGUCUAAUUAGAAUAGUACCACCUUUAGCAACUCUGAUAUUGUUGUGCACUUAUGUAUUACCUUAUUUUGGUUCUGGACCACAAUGGAACUUGGUGGUAACUGAACAUGCAAAUAUUUGUAAAAGAACAUGGUGGAGAAAUUUUUUAUUUAUCCAUAAUUAUUUUGGUUUUGAGUCUAUGUGUCUCACACAUACUCAUCACCUAGGUAUAGAUACUCAAUUAUUUAUUCUUUCACCUUUAAUGAUACUUUUCCUUUAUAAGAAGCCAAAGACUGGAACUGUUUUUCUUAUUAUAUGUGCUUUACUUUCAACAGCACUUCGAUAUUUUGUUACUUAUUAUAAGAAAUUAAAUAAUUAUGUUUUUUUUGGUACAUCAAUAAAACAAUUAUAUGAUACUGCAAAUUAUUCAUAUAUUCUACCAUCACAUAGACUGACUGUUUAUAUAAUAGGAAUUUUCAUAGGUUAUUUAUUAAGAUAUUUACCUAAAGAUUAUAAGAUGAAUAAAAUAACUCUAUAUGUAGGUUGGAUUUUAUGUACAAUAAUGUUUUGUUGUGCAUUUUUUGGACCUGCACAUAUGGGAUCUAUAAAUUAUAUAUAUAAUCCGAUAGAUGCAGCAAUGUAUAAUGCAUUUGCUCCUAUUGGUUGGUGUGCAAUUUUUGCAUGGGUAAUUGUGAUGCAUCAUACUGGAAAUACAAAUGGUUGGUUUGGUAAAUUUUUAGCAUGGAAAGGUUUUCUAAUCACUACAAAAUUGAGUUAUGCAAUAUAUUUAACACAGUUUCCAAUAUUCUUUUACAAUGUUGGAAGCAUUCGAAGUGCUGAGCAUUUUGAAUUCUUUAGCAUGCAAUUCAAUUUACAUGAACUUUUGUGGAUUAUUAUGUUGUCAAUAACUCUCACUUUACUAAUUGAUACACCAUUUCAAAAUAUUAAAAAUUAUUUAAUGAGAAAAUCUUCAAAAACAACGAAAUUGUUAAAAAUGCAAUAAUUUUAUCAAUAACUAUAAUUCAAAUA